GUUUUGAUGACGGAAGAGACUGUUCAGGAAACCUCGAAAGCUUACGUCAGAAGCAGUUGAGUAAGGAGAACGACAUACGCAGAACUCCGUUGACAACAUGUUGGUGGCAAGGCUGACAUGCUUGAGGAGCCUUCCCCACGUCGGGCUCCGUCCCGUUCUGUCAAACGGCUCGGCUGCCCUGAGAUCAGCCACCCUGAAGCCGUGUCCGACCAUGAUCCGUCCCCAGCAGGGGUUUUCCUCUAAAGCCAGAUUUGGUUUCCGCCGUGUGAGGACAGCCAGAGACCAAAUUAAGGAGGCUGCGUUCGAGCCAGCCACAGACACUGCUUUGAAAAUUGACGGCAUGGGGAGAAUGAUUCUAGCUGGAGGUGCCGCAGUCGGACUGGGAGCUCUUUGUUACUAUGGCCUGGGCAUGUCCAAUGAGAUUGGUGCCAUUGAGAAAGCAGUGAUCUGGCCUCAGUAUGUGAAGGACAGGAUCCACUCCACGUACAUGUACUUUGCAGGCAGCAUUGGACUGACGGCGCUCUCUGCAGUCGCAGUGAGUCGGACCCCGGCGCUCAUGGGACUCAUGAUGAGAGGAUCCUGGCUGGCUAUCGGAGCCACUUUUGCAGCCAUGAUCGGCGCAGGCAUCCUCGUCAGGUCCAUUUCCUAUGAGCACAGCCCCGUGUCCAAGCACCUGGCCUGGAUGCUGCAUGCAGGCGUGAUGGGCGCCGUCGUUGCUCCCCUCACUCUCCUGGGAGGACCCCUGAUGAUGAGGGCCGCCUGGUACACAGCAGGGAUUGUGGGAGGGCUGUCCACAGUGGCCAUGUGCGCCCCCAGUGAGAAGUUCCUCAACAUGGGUGGGCCGCUGGCUGUUGGCUUUGGAGUGGUCUUUGCCUCCUCUAUUGGCUCCAUGUUCCUGCCACCCACCUCAGCUUUCGGAGCCGGCCUGUACUCGGUGGCGAUCUAUGGUGGUCUGGUCCUCUUCAGCAUGUUCCUCCUCUAUGACACCCAGAAGGUCAUCAAGAGGGCGGAGACGCACCCCCCCUACGGCGUGCAGAAAUAUGACCCCAUUAACGCUUGCAUGGGGAUCUACAUGGACACACUCAACAUCUUCAUGAGGAUGGUGAUGAUUUUAGCCAAUGGCGGCGGGGGCAGAAGGAAGUGAAUACCUGGAUUCUUAGCUCCGCCCGCCUCCCCUUUGGCAACGCAGCGGUGUGUCAUAUCUUAGCAGAAAGCAAGGAAUCCUCUAAUAGCCACCCGUGUUGUAUUAAUUACCAUCAACACACAAAUGCUUCACUUAGAUGAAGAUGUUGUGCAGAGAUAAUUGCUGUUGAAGACAGACUUGUUUUUUUGUGGCUUCCAUUGGUGUUGCUGAUUUACAUGUCCUAUUUAUUUCUUAUGAAAGUAGCACGAUAAAUUCCAUACUUAAGUUCUGUUCUGAGUUUUUGAGGGACUAUUGUUCUGUUAAUAGAGGAAAUCAUUCAAUAAAGAUGAUGGGACAUUUUUCCUAAUUUUCAUCUCCAAAA
Messenger RNA from Dunckerocampus dactyliophorus (ringed pipefish), 1505 nucleotides. RefSeq names its product growth hormone inducible transmembrane protein (gene ghitm). The record is from RefSeq and is a predicted model, not a curated record. Bases 98 to 1144 code for a protein of 348 amino acids. Gene Ontology annotation, cellular component: mitochondrial inner membrane. Lineage: Eukaryota; Metazoa; Chordata; Actinopteri; Syngnathiformes; Syngnathidae. The transcript has 9 exons.